UCAUGAUGUCUGCAGCACCUCCGUGUUUGCUUUGUGCGAAAACGACGCGGAGAUGUUCGGGCGGACAAGUCAGCACAGAAACACAUGAACUUGUGAAUUUGAGAAGCCAAGAGGCAGGGAGCCAUGCAGAGUCCUACCCAGGCAAACAGCGGGCCAAACCCUGUGACCGCAGCACCCACAGAGCAACCACUGGACACUGGGACUGAUGCUCCACCAGCUCAAAGUGAACCAGAGGCUCAAGAGGAGACGACUAAAUCUGCGGCUCCUGUUCAGACUGUAACCACACCACAGGAAAAACAGACAGGGGUGCAAACAGCUGGAACAACUGCAACAGUGGCAUUCACACAAUCAGUGGAGAAAGAGACCACCGUUCAGCCACUGAGUGACCCCUCAGUAGACUCUGGAGGGAUGGAGAUAGACUCUGCUUCAAAGCCAAGUGCCCCCACAGAACCUGACACAAAAACUCCUGGUCAAAAUGGGCAAAAGACAAAGAAACAGGAUAAAAGUCUACGUGAUGGUAGGAGAUAUGUUCCUUCCAAGAAGGCCAUGAUAGAUCCUCUGAAAAUAGACAUGUCCAAGCCACUGGUUACGCCUCUUACAUCUUCUCAGCUGUCCCUGCAGUGCAUCGAGUGCCACAUAAUCUUCAGCGAUCACAAGAGCAAAGAGCGUCAUCUGAAGUUGAGCCACCCAGCACAAUAUGAGCAGUGCAUACUGAGGAAUGCCCUUUUUGCCUGUUACGUUUGUGACCGCCACUUCACAAACUCCACAGAGCUCAUGACCCACCAGAAAGCCCACACAGAGAAGAAACCCUUCAAGUGUCCAAUCUGUAGCCUGGCCUUCAACAAGUCAUCAGAGCUCACCCUUCAUAAAAAAAUUCAUUUUGGCCGGGACGGUUAUGCCUGCACUGACUGCGGCAAGCCAUGCAAAACAUUGACAUUGCUGAAGUAUCACCGUCGCACACACACUGGAGAGAGACCGUAUGUUUGCAAGGAGUGUGGAAAACGGUUCACCAUGUCCAAAGCUCUGCAGAAACAUAUUCUGUCCCACUUGCCAGAGGGAACUGAGGAAGAGGAGGGAGACACCAGGGCUGAAGCACAGUUGAAGAGAAAUGAUAGUGCUUCUACAGUAAAGUAUUCUUGUUCCAUAUGCAAGGCCACUUUCAAGAGUCCCAAGACACGUCUACAUCAUAUGAAAACUAAGCACAAUAUGUUGCCUGCAGCUCCUGGUAAUGCCGUCACAGUUGGGGAGAAUGUGAAACAAAGUACACCCAUCAUCACUCCGAUAUCUAUUUGCCAACCAGCAUUACUUCAGGUGGAGCCCAAUGGACCUCUACAAAAAGUUGAUGCCAAUAUUGACACAGAGCAGAUUCGGAGACUUAUUGAAUCUUUAGGAAAUGUGCAGAAAGUGAACCAAGUUGUCAUAUUGGGGCAGGUGCCACCUCAUGCCCCACCACUGGAAGUGCAGCAGGUAUCGCAGUUGGCAGAACCAGUGAAUUUGAAUCUCAACCCGCCACAGAUAGAUUUUAUAGGACUGAAACAGUCUGAAUCUAAGACAGUUGAAAUGGACAGUUCAAACAACCAAUGUGAUCCAAUGGAACAAACAAUUAUACUGGAACCCAUUACGCCAGAUGGCCAGUUGGAAAACCCCUCAUUCUCAGAACUAGGUUCCCACAUUGCUACAGGUGAGAAUAUAGAGCUAACACUUGUUCAGACUGAACAAACAGAGAGACCCAAGGGAGAGGUGAUGCAUAUCCUUCAACAGCCAGAUAUAAGUGCAAUUCAAUCUGACCAAAUGGUUUGUCAGAAUGAAGUACCUGACCUCAAACAAAACCUUGAGCAAACAGUAAUAUUAGAACUUACCCCUGCGUUGAUACCAACUUUGGAGCUGGAACAAUCCCAAACUGUGCCACAAAAUGAAAUUCCGUCGUCCUCAUUCGCACCAACCACUGAAUUGGUGAAGACUCCUGAUCAGAUUCCAGACCAUACUGUAAUAGAUGAGCAGGAAACCAGCCUGUCAGUCCCGCCACUUAUGCCUACAGUUGAUUUGGAGCUGACACCUUUACAAACAGAGCAACAGGACCUUCCCUCUUGCCCUUUUGUUCCACUGGACACACUUACACAAACUCCAAGUGAAUCUGAAACGAAUCCCAAAGAAGAGGUUGAUUCACAGAUUCAAACAGUAAGUCUAGAUCAAGUCCACCAUGUGAUGGAUGGAGCGGCACCUCAAGAGACACAAGAAAAGCCUAAAGAAGAGCCAUCUAAUCAAGAACCAUCUGAGAAAUUACUAGUAGAUUGCAAGGAGGGUCAGGAGCAGUUGGAUAACCAGUCUGAAGUGGAGGACACAUCUGCUAAAGAAGAGGUCCCAUCACAAUUAGAGACCAAGCAGGGGCCACAGAUCUCAGAGUUACCUGUAAAUUUAAUGUCAGCUCAAGAGCUGGUGAAAGUGCGGAAAAGAAAGCCAGCAAGGGCAUUUUUCUUUCAAGGAUACAUGCAAGAACUAGUUGGAUCCUUACACAAGGAUGAUUUACAAAUUGAUGCCAAACCUGCCAAACGCCAAAGAACAAAAAAGUCUCAUCUUGUUGUUAAAUUUGGUCCACAAAGCAAAGAGAAAAAAAACAAGAAACAGAAGAAGUCAUCACAGCAGCAUCAGCCGACACAAGAGAUAACAACAAAUCUCUCAGAGAAAAAAGCAGCAUCACAGAAGAAGGGAAGAACAGGGAAAAAGGACAGGAAAGUAGGACAUAUGGUAUCUACAGCUGAGAUAAAAUCACGUUCAUCUACCCACGACCCACAGGGGCAACAAAUCAAAGAGGAUACGAGAAAAAAUAAAAUGAAAAAGCAAAAAGAAGUAGCCAGGGAAGGUGUGACGCACAUAAGUGAACACAAAACUGUAGCCUCACCUGUAUUUAAAAAGAAAAAACAAGCAAAAAUGAUGCGGAAAGAUCAGCCCAAGAACGAAAAAGAUGGGAAGAAAGAAGUCAGUGCAAAAACAGGCACAGCUUCAGCAGACAUACCUGGCCCACACAUAACACAAGACUCUCUACUUUUACUGAAAGGCCAUAAACAGCCCCAGCUGAAGGUUUACAAGUUAGACCCUUCAAAGGCAUCAGGGCAGACACAGGAGGCCUCGCCUCAUGAGUCCCAAACAGUGCCCCAACAGAUCAAAGACAACAUACCCCCAACAAGUGAGUCUACAAAUAAUCUCCCAGAAGAAAGUAAGAAAAAAGGAGGGAGACCCAAAAAGAGCCAGAAAGCUCUUUCGUUGUUGUCCUCACUUCAGGUUUCCCGUCAACCACCUGAGACUCUACCCACCAAGCCGAAGACCACCAGGAAACGCAAAGCCUCCUCAAAUGUAGAGACUGAAGGAGUGAUAACUUCUUCUCAUUCCAAACGUGCCUUAGAGUGUAAGGACUGUGGGGAGAGAUUUAGUGAAGUCUCGUCCCUUCAGAAGCACAAGGCCAUGGUGCAUAUCAUAGAGAGUCCCGGUCUCACUUACACCAAUGGGAACAUCUUUGAAGGGGUCUCAAGAUUGGAUCUUUACCAGCUUCCAAAAGAGCGUGAUAAGGUUGUUGGGGUGAUUAAUACUGCUGCAGACUGGGAUACUGAGCCUGAAAUAGGAGAGAUAGCAUUAGAAGACAGGGAGCAAACGCUCUCUUUUCCAGCUUUGAUUCCAUCCCCAUCUUUACCAGUUCCUCCUCCAGAUGUUGAAGUGAGUGCCUAUGAAGAUACGGGUGGAAGUAAAACAGGAGCAGAUGAUCAGUCUUAUGCCUCCCAAGAAGUUCACAGACAAUCUGAUCAGUUGAAAAAUAGUGAGACCUCUCCAAAUUUCACAUCUGAAUCCACUUUAAGUACCUCUACUGACACAAAAAGUUUGGAGACAGGAGAGCCUUUGGCACUGGAUGAGGCCAAGCAAGAAAAAGGUUCCCCAAAGCAUCCCAGCAUUGAAUCUGAGGUCCAGGCUACUACUGAUGAAGACAUUAAGGAGGACUUACUUCUUGAGGUAGAUCUAGUCACUGUUGGGGAGCAGAAUGAAAGAGAUGAUCCAGCUUCUCCUCAAGACAGUGUUCACCAAAAUGAAUCAAAGGGAAUUUGUCAUUCUCAGGGUGGAAGCAUUGAAACCCUUGCAGCACCAGGGCAAGUUGAUGAAACAGCAACUGAAAAAAGUCUCACCUCGCAGACUGUAUCAUGCUCCACGCAUCAAGUAGAGAUCAAGGAAGAAGAAGAAGAAAUGUUAGUCCAGAGGAAAAAAGGAGAGAAAGGAGCUGUAAGAAGGAAUGCUGCAAAGGGUAGACGAAGAGGAACAGGACGUCUAAAAAGGGGCGUGAUAUCUAAGACAGUUUUAGGUGAAGAUACUGUCAGAGGAACAGAAUCAGAAAAAGAACAAGAUGACUGUCAGGUAGUUUAUGAACAACAUCCUGUCACCUCUGAUUCAGAAAUUCAUGAUGAAGGGGAGGUGGGCACAAAGAUUUCACAGCUAGAGACCAAGUCUGAAUCUAAGGCCAGCAAAGCUACAGAUGCUGCCACAUGUUUGCCUUCUGUGCCCUCUACUUUAGAAGAAUCUCCUGAAGAGCAGGUUGUGUUUGAGCUGGAGUCAGUUACCACCAGUGUUGAGGAUGUAAUGAAUGAAGGAGGACUGCAGGGAGGAGAGGAACAUGACAGGGAGACUGAACAGUCUCCAGGCAUUAUACUGGAGAAGUUCCUCACCUCCAGACAGAGAGAGAUUGCUGACAAAGAGUCAUGUCUGAUGACCACAAGGAGAAUUCAAAGAAAGGGUUUGGACAGCUUUGCCGAGAAUGAAGCACACGUCCCUGGGAGCCAGGAGAUCAAGAUUGAAGAGAAUAUCUCAGAUCUGUCGCUGGCUGCACCCACUUGUCACAUUAGACAGAGUGCAAGCGUGCAGCCACAGCACCAUCGAGUUAUAAGGACUGUUCUGGUGAAGGAGGAGAGCAGCCUCAUGCUGAAUGAGGCUCAGGCCUCACAGGGCAGCAGACAUAUCAGGUGGAAUGUGGAGCCAGUGAACAAUGAAAACACUGCCACUCCAUUAAUGGAAAGUGGGGAGAUAACAAGGGACUGUCGCGUCACCCCAGAGUUCAACACCAACCAGUGUAUCUUCUACCCGGUGAAGGAGGAGGAGAGGGAGGUUCUUCUGGGAGCCACCCCAACCAGCACAGGGAGUUUAACCCCAGAGGGAUCCGGGGCUGCCCACCAGAUAGACCACCAAACUGUAGAUAGUACUUUACAUGAAGGGAGCCAUGCUACACAAGACUACCAGGAAACAGGAGUGAGAGGACUAUUGUCAGAACCAGGGGUCAGUGCAGAUGGACAAGCAGGUGCAGAUGCUGACUGGCCUCAUCCACCAGACCUUCGGAACUUUCUACUCCAGAGUUCUGAUGAAGAGGACGUGGGUGGUUUUGAACUGUCUGAUCCUCAGCUUGACUCAGAAGCAGAAGUGAUGGCCUAUUUCUACAAGAACCAAACCAACGGCACACGACAGCCAGAUCAAACAUCACAAAAUUUGCCAGCUUCAUCGAGCCAGAUCCAAGCACCAAGAGAUGAAAACAGCACCAGAGAGCCCAUUGAUUACUUCUCCAAGUACUUUGGUUGGGAUACCUGGGUAGAAAUUGCCAAUUGCACAAAUAAACUAUCCAGCAUGCCUAACCCCUUCACAGCCAGAGAGGUCGCACGGUUUGUUGGGAUCCACAUUGCAAUGGGAACUUUGAAGUUUCCCAAUCCAAGGCUCUACUGGGAGGAUUUGACUAAGGUGCCCUUAGUUGCCGAAGCCAUGCCGCUUUCACGUUUCCUCGAGUUGUCUUGCAUGCUGAAGCUGGCUUCUCCGGCAAAGGAUCCAGUCUGUGGUAAUAUUCAGGAAGGGAGACACGAUAGCGCCUUUCAAAAUGGACAUCAAGGUAAAACUCUGUCAAGCAGACAGUGUGUAAUUUCUCAGCAUAGUGACAGGCAAUGCCAAAGUGACAAGCCAAAUGAGUGUGCUCAGACUGAUCCCCUGUGGAAAGUUCAGCCGUUACUGUGCCAUUUCAAAGCAGGGUGCCAGUCACUGAGAAGAGAAGGUGAUUAUGCAGUUGACCAAUAUCUACUUCCUUUGACUGGGAGGAUGCACAAUAAUAAAAUGUCUCUUCACUGCACCACAUUAAUUGGAUUUGGCGGUUUACUCUUACAUGUGGAUCUUAAACUGGAUCUCUCAGACAAAGAAGAUGCUGUGGAAAAAAUGGUUCCAAAAGGUAGCAUGGUGUUUCUUUGCAAACAGGAACUCUCCACCCCUGCAAUGCUAGAACGCCUACUAGUUGCUGGGGUUCAUGGUGCAGGCAGGGUGGGGGGAGCACGAGGACAGAUUGGGGAUGAGUUUGUGAGCUCAGACGGGAAGCUGAUGUUACGCAGAUCACACUGUGGCUUCAUACUUUCUACUGCGGGAAAUGGCCAGAGGAACAUGGCUUCUCUCAUUGACAACUUUGAGAAAGCCCAGAUGUCGGCUCGUCUCAACAGAGAUUUGCGGAAUCUUUACCCAAUUCCCCUCACUGCCUCGGCCCCAACCUGCUGGCCCCAAGCAGUGCUCUGGUACCUAACAGAUCUGGCUUUGGUCAACUCCUGGCUCCUGUACCGACAGGACCCAAGGGCAGCGUCUGUACCAUUGACUCUCAUGGCCUUCAGACUGGAGGUGUCCAAGGCUUUGAUCCUCUCCAGUGGCUCUGAUACCCAGGACUCGAUUCCCCCACAGCCCCCGACAGAAAAGGCCAACAUGACAAAUGAAACCCCAAAUCCCAGCCUGGUGGAGGAAAGUCCUCUGCCAGAUGCAGCCACGCGGUACGAUGGUUCAGGCCACUGGCCUGAGCAGCUUGCGGAGGGAGAAGGGGGCAGGUGUCGUUUCGGGGACUGCCAGAGAACAUCUCGAGUGCUAUGCCUUAAGUGCUGUGUCUUUCUUUGUAUCUCACGCAACCACAACUGUUUUUUGAAUUUCCACAAUCAAGGGAGUUUGGGAGAAGAGUAGUCUUUACCCUCCAUUUUUAACAUCUUACUUUCUGAUCUAGAAUGUAACUGUGCUUUUGGUGUAUGUAAACCCAGCUAAUCAAAAAAAGUGGUAAUAUCUCCUCUAUCCUUACAACUUUUCCAUGAUGCCUUUCACUGGUGGUGUCAUUCUUUUGUAGGAUUAUUGUGCUGCAGUUUAAAAAAACAAAACAAAUGCUUUGUGAUGUGGCUUAUUAUGUCAUUGAGCAACUGUAAAAAUGAAUUUGCCUUCAGGAUGAAAUGUUAAAAAAAAUCUCAUAGCCAUACACUUUGUUCUGCAAGAGAAGAGUAAAAUAUGAAAUUGUAGUUACCAUGAUAUUUUUUACUAUUUAUUUUAACCUGACCUGACUUGCAUUCCAUGAUGAGCUUGUUUUUAGCUCUCUGA
This is a messenger RNA of Toxotes jaculatrix (banded archerfish), 7401 nucleotides long. RefSeq lists its product as uncharacterized. The transcript is spliced from 10 exons. Bases 124 to 6999 code for a protein of 2291 amino acids. The record is from RefSeq and is a predicted model, not a curated record. Gene Ontology annotation, biological process: regulation of transcription by RNA polymerase II. Lineage: Eukaryota; Metazoa; Chordata; Actinopteri; Toxotidae. Gene Ontology annotation, molecular function: RNA polymerase II cis-regulatory region sequence-specific DNA binding; DNA-binding transcription factor activity.